UAAGACAUAACAGUUAGACAUGCAUAUAGAAAUCAUUUGCGCUUGACAUUGAUAGUCAGACUACUUCUAAACCUAGCUAGUAGUACAUUGUGUCCAUAAUCCAUUUUAACUAGCCAACAGUCCAAAUAUUAGCUACUGAAAUGUGUAGGUAGGUUGAAACUUGCAUUUCUAUCAGUCACAACUAAGCCAUUCAUAGACGCUAACUACCUUCAGCCCUAUUGACUAUAAUAUAGUAUCUUCUGGCCAGGAGAGUUUUGUUAAGAGCCCCGACGCUCAUUCAGAACGUUAAAAACGCAUCACUUGCGGUACUGUUUUGGAACCCCAAAUCAAAUCUUUAAUUAAAGCAAUAAAUAAUUUCCAAAAAACGAAAGGUUCAAUUACUACACAGCUUUAUAGCGUUAGGGUUCCCACACGGCCAUAUUUCCAUGUUACAGCGCUUGUUUACAGAAGACGGAGGCGUAACUGUUCUAAUUAGCCAUCUGCGUCUUGAACACCUGUGUGUAAACGGAAGAUGGACGCCUCAAACGUGUUGUCACUGAAAAAUACUCUAGGCUGCAACUGUUAAAACCGGUUAAAACAGUGUACAAAGUUCUAGGAAGAAUGGCAGAAACUCAGACACUCAACUUCGGACCAGAAUGGCUCCGGGCCCUGUCUGGGGGUGGCCAUGGGGGUGGUAGCAGCAGUAGCGUUGCCACCUCACCACCUCUCUCACCUGCAAUGCCAAAGUAUAAACUUGCAGACUACCGCUACGGGAGAGAAGAAAUGCUAGCACUUUAUGUCAAGGAUAGGGAGAUCCCUGUAGACCUACAUGAUAAGGAUUUUCUGCCCAUUUUACAAGAGGAGCCCCUGCCACCACUGGCACUUGUAGCUUUUACAGAGGAAGAGCAGAGAAAUUUUUCCAUGUCUGUAAACAGUGCCGCUGUGCUCAGGCUGAUGGGAAGAGGAGGGGGUCCGGUUGGGCCAGGGGUGCCGAGGGGUCGAAGUACCUCACGGGGUCGAGGUCGGGGUAGAGGAGACGGAGGGUUUUACCAAAGAAGUUUUGAUGACGUGGAAGGAGGCUUUGGCCGCGGGGGCAGGGAGAUGCACCGCUCCCAGAGCUGGGAGGAGAGUCAUGCUGAGUCUAUUUUCUCCCCGUCUAGGGGAGACCGAAGGUUUGAAAAGCCAAGUCGAAAAGAGACAGAAGUUGCUCCUACCCACUUCCCGAUGAAUCAUAUCCGUGCUAACUACGAGGAGGUUGGGACCGGUGUGGGGGGCUUGCCUGUGAGGAAGCAUGACUUCACGCGUUCGGAGAGUGAGAACUGGCGCACGUCCCGGGACGAAGUGAAUGGUGAGGAUGGUGACGAGGGGGGCUGGCGCCUAGCGGGUGCCUCACGAUGGGACAGCGACCGGUGGUGCCCCCCGAGUCCAGAAGGGCCGCGGUCGGCAGGGUGGCGAGAGGCUCACCCGGGGGAGCAGCCGCGGCAGCGCAGGCUCCCGUUCGACGCCAGGGAGGAUGAGCGCGGCUACAGGCAUCCCCCAUCGGGCAGCGGCAGCCUGGAGGAGGAUGGAGGCAGCCUGCCAGAGUGGUGUCUGGAGGACGCUGAAGAGGAGACGGGCACCUUCGACUCCUCCGGGGCCUUCCUUUCGCUCAAGGUUCGAAAAGCUCCCAAGGAGCCCAUCCUGGAGGAGGCAGAGCUGGACUUCAGACCCCUGGAGGAAUGUGACGAGGGUCUGGAGGAGGACGGACAGCCCCGGGAGACCAAAGACACAGACGGAGAGGCCAGGAGAGAGCCCGACAGAAAACAGGAUGUGGGUAGAGCGGUGGAGGAGGCUCCCUCUCCUCCUGAGCCCCAGCCCCCCACCACCCUGCUGCCCCCUAGCCAGCCCAACAGAGUGGAGGAGCCUGAGAGGCCGUUGGAGAGGCCAUUUGAGCGAACCCCAGCCCCGGAACACAGGCCAGAGGCCAACAAAGUCCCCCUGCCCAACACAAUGCUGGACUCCCUCCCCAUCCCCCACACCGCUGCACACACUCUCACAGUGUCUCCAGUGUCGGCCCCGUCGCCCACCAUCCGGAUGCAGCAGAAGCCCCUGGAGGUGCCCGUGGUCAUGCCCGCCCCGCUGCCCUUCAGUGCUAGUCUCAUGGCCCAGAGCACGUCUAUCAUGGCCCCUAACAUUAUUGCCACCAGCACGGACCUCAUGGCGCCCAUCGGAAGGCCCACGGCCAUGCCGCCACACCGCACCAUGGAUGAAGAUGAGGGACUGAAGCACUUUGAACAAGAGGCAGAGAAGAUGGUGGCUUAUCUACAGGACGGUGAUGACCGGCUGGCUGCCAAGAGCUCAGCACACAAACCAGCCGGCCUGCCGCUCACACAUGAGGCUGCUCUGAAGUGGUUUUAUAAAGACCCCCAGGGAGAGAUACAGGGUCCGUUCAGUAACCCGGAGAUGACAGAGUGGUUCCAGGCUGGCUACUUCACCAUGAACCUGCUGGUGAAGAGAGGCUGUGACGAGGUCUUCCAGCCCCUGGGUGAGAUCAUCAAGAUGUGGGGCAGGGUGCCCUUUGCCCCCGGCCCAGCACCGCCACCCCUACUGGGUGACGCCGGGGACCAGGAGCGUCUGAAGCGGCAGCAGGAGCUGACGGCCCUCAACCUGUACCAGCUGCAGCAGCUGCAGUACCAGUACCUGUUGAGGCAGCAGUACGCCCAGGCCCUGGCCCAGCAGAAAGCCCAGGCCCUCAGCUCAGCACCACACCAGCAGCAGCAGCAACAGCAGCAGCAGAUCAACCUGCUCCUCCAGCAAUACCAGGCCCUCAAGAUGAGGUCAGCGGAAAACACAACAUCUGAGAGUCUCUUACCUCCUGUGACUCAGUCCAUGUCCGUACCAGACUCCCAGGGUUCUGUGUGGGAAAUGCAGAACACCUCUCAAGCCUCCUGCACAUCAAACAUCCAGCAACCCACACCCAGUGCGUGGGAGGGCAGCAGCGUGUGGGAUCUGCCCAUAGACUCCAUGGCCCAGGCCCCCACCAUAGAACAGAUGCAACAGCUGGAGAAGAACAAGGCUGCCAAGGUUCCUCAUCAGCUGGAGCGUGAGCGGGGUGAGGCAGAGCUGAGUGCCAAGAGGGAGGAGGAGGAGAAGAAAAGACUGGAGGAGGUGUUACGGGCCAGACAGGAGGAGGAACACAAACGCCUGGAGGAGGAGGAGCUAUCACGUCAUAAACAGGAGGAGGCAUUGAAGAGGCAGCGGAAGCAGGAGGAGGCGCAGCGCCAACAGAAAGAGGAGGAAGAGGAGCGGCAGGCACAGGAGGAGGCCCUCCGCAGACUGGAGGAGAGGAGGAGGGAAGAGGAGGAGGAGAGGAAGCAAAGGGAAGAGUUCCUCCGCAAACAGGAGGAGGCGCGCCGAAAGCAGGAGGAGCUGGAGACCCUGAGGAGGCGUGAGGAGGAGAAGCGGCAAGAGGAGGCGGCGGCGGCCGCGGUGGCGUUGGCAAGGCAACAGCAGGAGGAGGCGAAAAGGAGGGAGCAGGAGGCGGUGAGGCAGCAGGAGCUAGCCAGACAGAGGCAGCAGCAGCAGGAGGCGCUCCGCCGACUACAGCAGCAACAACAGCUAGCCCAGAUGAAGCUGCCGUCUUCCUCUAAGUGGGGCCAGCAGUCAGCAGUCACGGCAGCAGCCAUCUCCCAGUCCCAGAACGCCCUGUCGCUUGCUGAGAUCCAGAAAGUGGAGGAGGAGAGGGAGCUACAGGCACGAGAGGAGCAGCGGCGCCAGCAGGCGGAGCUCCUGAAGCUGCAGCAGCAGCAGGCCCUGCAGGAGGCCCGGAAUCCCCAAGCCAAGCUCUCUGGCUGGGGCAGCAUGGCCAAGCAGCCAGCCACCACCAAGUCCCUGCUGGAGAUCCAGAGGGAGGAGGCCCAGCAGGUAAAGCAGAGGAAGGAGCAGGGGAGUGGGGGCCAGCAGCCCAGUCACCCCACCGUCACCCAGCAGAACCGCGCCCAGAACAGAGCUACCACCGCUCUGAGCCCCUCGGUGUGGGGCUCGGUGGCCACCAGUGGCGGUGGUGGCGGGGCUCCUAACUGGGGCGGGGACAGCAGCAUCUGGGGUGACAGCACCAACUCCAACAUGGGCUUCUGGGACGAGGAGGUGAAGGAGACGGCCCAGCCCCCGCCACAGGCCCCACCCCCCGCCAGGAAGCCCAACGCUCAGAAGAACAACAAAGGCAACGCCAACAUCAGCAGUCGGGCCAAUAAGAAGGUGGAGGAAGAGGAGAAGCUGCUGAAGUUGUUCCAGGGGGUCAAUAAGAGACAGCAGGAUGGCUUCAUGCAGUGGUGUGAGAAGACCCUGCACACCCUCAACACCGCCAACAACCUGGACGUCCCGACAUUUGCGUCCUUCCUGAAGGAGGUGGACAGUCCGUACGAGGUGCACGACUACGUGCGCGCCUACCUGGGGGACACGUCCGAGGCCAAGGAGUUUGCCAAGCAGUUCCUUGAGCGCCGUGCCAAGCAGAAUGCCAACCAACAGAAACCGCCCCAGGCCCCGCAGAACCAGCAGCCAACGUUGAAACAGCAACAGCAGGAUUCAGUGUGGGGUGUGAGCGGGACGAGCUCUCCGUCUCUGUACCAGUCAAACCACACCAGCCUCCAGCAGCAGGCACGCUUCGAGACCGUCACCUCAGGGAAGAAGAAGAAAAAGCAGAAGAUGGUCCGGGCAGACCCCAGCCUGCUAGGUUUUUCUGUGAAUGCGGCGUCUGAGAGGUUGAACAUGGGCGAGAUUGAGACGGUGGAGGACUUUUAAAGGGACUGCUCUGCUGCCAAACCCACUGACCAUAUCGCUCUGAACAGCUGCCAUUUUACCCCCUACAACCACCCCACCCCGAUCCCCUUUUACUUUUUCAAACAGCAUCCUCUUUCCGUUCUGUUUUGUAUGUUAAUUUAACAUUUGUCAUUGGAAGCUGGGGAUGCUUUCCAGUGCUAGAGGACCCCCCAAAAAAACAUCCCUAAUGAGUAUGUCACCCCUAUGUGAGACAGGGAGAAGGCUAACGAAGCAGCCAAACAAUCAAAUGGAACAUAAAAACCAACCAAGCAAUGAAACAUCGAACAAACUGACCAACAAAUCAAUCAAUUUAUAGGCCAAAUCUGACUUCUCCCGAAGAAGAGAGCUGAGAGGAGGACAUGGAUGUCUCUCCCUGUCUAUGGUCGGCUGUUCAGUCCCCUCCUAGUAUCUUGUCUGAAAGUACGCAAAAGAGAGACGUUACCUGAUGCAAUCUUCUCCCCAUGAAAUGUAACGUGUGGGGUGGCAGGGGGUUUUUGGGGGGAAAAUAUAACUUUUUUUCUGUUUUGUUAUUUUUAUUUAUUGAAUGUUUUUCUCCCCCCCCCCCCUUUCUCCUCCUUCCCUCCCUUCUGUUUUCUGCCGGUUGUUCGUGGAUGGUGAUGGUAUUGUAGGAGCCAAGGAUGUGUGCCCACUGAUGUCCUGUUUUAAGGACAUGUUCGAAAGUUCCAAGUAGUUAUCAAUUUCUUGUAAAAUACUAGGCUGUUUAAAGAAUAAACUUUCAAUUCUGCAUCUGUAUUAUAAUAUAUGGAAAUGAUGAACUACUGGAGUCAUACUUUUCUAUUGCGGUAUGAAAUAAAACAGUCUCUUGUGUGGGCUGUUCACACCUCUCUUUGAA
Molecule: messenger RNA, 5629 nt
Organism: Coregonus clupeaformis (lake whitefish)
Lineage: Eukaryota; Metazoa; Chordata; Actinopteri; Salmoniformes; Salmonidae
Product: GRB10-interacting GYF protein 2
Exons: 28
Coding region: 601-4758 (1385 amino acids)
Biological process (GO): insulin-like growth factor receptor signaling pathway
Cellular component (GO): vesicle; proximal dendrite; membrane
Molecular function (GO): protein binding
Source: RefSeq, a predicted model, not a curated record